Molecule: messenger RNA, 3624 nt
Organism: Acanthaster planci (crown-of-thorns starfish)
Lineage: Eukaryota; Metazoa; Echinodermata; Asteroidea; Valvatida; Acanthasteridae
Product: apicoplast pyruvate carrier 1-like
Biological process (GO): transmembrane transport
Molecular function (GO): transmembrane transporter activity
Source: RefSeq, a predicted model, not a curated record
CCUAGACAGGCCCUAGUACCACUAUCAGUAUGGUGCCAUACCCGUUAUCGCAGCGAUACUGCACAAAAUCGGGCGUGGCAGCAAGACUAGAAUGCAUGACGGCCUCAUUAAUCCUGUCAAUCUGCACUGAAUUAAGUGGAGAUUUACUUACAGAUUAGACUACCAGGGUCAUGCUAUUUAGCGUCAACAAGCGUCAACUAACGUCAACGAGCCUCAACAAAAUAUUCAAGCAUUUUUAUGCAAAUAUUUUACAUUUACAAUAUCAGUAAGGCUCCUAAAUAUCAUUUAGUGGUUCACGUUAUCGAAAAUGAUAUUUGAGUGUGGAAAUUUGAGAGACAAUUCGGGCCUGCUAGUGCAGCCUGACCAGCCGCCAUAUUGUUUUCGCCUGGACGUACGCGGUGUAGUAAAGAAAGAUGGCGGCCUCCAUACAUCGUGAAAAAGUUUUGUUUUUCUGCGUGAAUCUGGAGGCGAAUUCGAUGUCUCUCUUACACAGUGGCAGGUCUUAGAGUCUUUAAAUUAUGAUAAAACCACUUUUAAAUCUUUAUAGGGUACUUUCGAGUUGUUGGGGCUUUGUUGACGCUAGUUGUAUGUAUUGACGCUUGUUGACACUAAAUAGCAUGACCGCUACCGGGGUGAAGUGCUGAAGGUUCUGAAGGCCUGUCAUGGGAUCGCACAUGUGAUCAGUGCACGACUAAGAACAAGAUGACUUGUAGAAAUGAACGGUGGUGGAGAGCUCCGGCUGCCUUACUUGGUGGAAUUCUUGUGCACGUUACACUGGGAACCAUAUACACAUUCGGAAAUAUGUCACCUUAUUUCACAUCCUACAUCCGUGAAUUCAGUCAGCCACAAAGUCUUCGUUACAAGGAGGCUAGCUUGAUCUUCGCCCUGAUGUUAGUUGGUCAGGGACUGAGCAUGUGGAUUGGUGGAUAUCUUGAACGAAAGCUUGGUGUACGUGUUGCAGUAUUGAUUGGUGGAUGGACCAUGAGCCUUGGCGUACUACUGUCUUUCUUCACCAUAAAGCAUUCAUUUACACUCAUGGCUCUAACGUAUGGUGUACUUCAGGGCAUUGGUAUCGGCAUCGCAUAUGCUCCACCGCUUGUAUGUGCAAUGAAUUGGAUGCCUAAACGGAAAGGUUUGGUCAAUGGUCUUGUUGUGGCUGGAUUUGGGGGUGGUGCUUUCUUCUUUGACCAAAUCCAGACAGCUUUUAUCAAUCCUCAAAACUUGGAUGCAAAUGUGUCCUUGCCAAAUUACCCAGAUGAGAAAUACUUUCAGGAACACUCGUUAUUGCAAAGAGUGCCUACUAGCUUUCUUCUCUGUGGUGGAUGUUAUGCUUUAUUGCAGCUUAUUGGAUGUUUGUUGAUGUCUGGUCCACCUGACUCAAAUAAUCUUAAGUCCCAAGACCAGAAAUGUUUGAUUAGUAAACCAGAACAUCAAAAUCUCAACUCUGCCAGUGCUGCAUCAGAUACAUGUAGCAGUGAUGGUGAAGACAGCAGUCAUGAUAUACCUCCUAAGCCCACAGCUACUCUUCUGGAAUUAGAUGACAAAAGCUCAGGCCUUAAUUUGACAACUAAGGAGAUUGUCAAGACACGUGCAUUUUGGACCUUGUGGGCAACAUUCUUAGCAAAUGGACAAACUAUUGUUUUCAUUUCAACCCUGUACAAGGCAUAUGGACUGAGCUUCAUCUCUGAUGACAGGCUUCUAUCUUUAGUGGGUUCAGUUAGUGCUAUCUUCAAUGCAUCAGGAAGGCUAUUUUGGGGAUAUAUUGCAGAUGUCUACUCGUAUCAGGUUGCCAUGACAUCACUGUGUUGUUGUAUGUCGGCACUGAUGCUGAGCUUCAUAGCAACACCGCAAGGAGGUGAAGUGAUGUUCUUCAUCUGGAUAUGUUUCAUCUUCUUCACUUUCUCUGGCAAUUUCUCCCUGUUUCCCACUGUUACUGCCAGAUCAUUCGGUGUUAACUAUGUUGGCACAAACUAUGGUCUGUUGUUCACAUCUCAAGCCAUUACUGGUCCAGUGGGUGUGUUGCUGUCAAGUACAUUGAGUGAUAUUAUUGGUUGGUUUGGCAUGUUUACAAUGAUUGCUGCCUUCGCCUUUUUUGGUGCAAUUCUCACUGUGACCUUCAAUAUGAAGAGAUUGAAUGGCAGUGCUAUUUAAAGCAAUGGGGAAAAAAGAGGAGGGAAAAAAGCCGCGUCACCGCACCACUUUUGGACCAAGCCCGUGACCAGAAAUCGGAGUCUUUUUUUGGCCUAAUGCCACAAGGCCAAAGGACAAUGUGGUAUGUACCACACAGACUCUGUAUCAUAUAAUAUACAAAACUGCAUAUGUCCUUUUCAUUUGAUUGGUGGAUUGUUGAUCAUGUGUCAUUGAAAUAUUCAUUCUGUUCAAUGGCACUGUAAUAGACCGUUAAUAUAGCCACUAAAAUAGCCUCAGCCGCCGGCAAAUCCAGAGAGCCACUGGUGGAGGGCCUCUGGUGGACCGCCCUGACCCGCUUCUUUUGUAAUUGUAUAACAUUUUGUGCACACCAGAAUUUGGUUUCUAUUUCGGGAUGCUUGUGGUUUUGGCGGGUGGGGGAAGGGUUUGGCAAAGUUCCCGGGCGGGAAUUGUUUAACAUUGUUAUACAUUCUUUUGGAUGAGAGUCGUAAUGGCGUAGUUGUGGUUCUGACGGUAGUGCAGAAAGCUGUAAGCCAGAUUUUCAGUGGAUUAACUUGAGGUUUUGUCGUUGUAAAUCCUGUGAGUUAUGUUCUCUUUUUGGUGUUCCUGAUUUUUGGUGUAAUACAGGGUGUGUCAGAAAAAAGUAGACUCUCAGAAAAAAAACCCAUAAAGAUAACAUAGGGACAAGUUUUAAAAAUCGGGUUUUAUCUGUUGGUGAAGGGUGUAGUUCUGCUUUGAUUGAUGCCAGGUUUGUGGUUCACAUUUCACACUUCAAUGAACAGUGGAAGUAUGAAUUUUGAAAAUAAAAGUCUGUUGCACAUGGAUGUGUCAGGGUUAAAAUGAGAUCCGUCAGGUUGAAUGAAAAAUUAUAAAGGAGUUCUACUGUUCAUUGAAGAAAAGCAGAACUACACCCUUCACCAACAGGUACAACCAGAUUUUUGAAACUUGGUCCUCUCAUAUUUUGAUGGUAAAUUUUCCGCUGAGAGUCUGCUUUUUUCAGACACACCCUGUAUUACUAUCCAGUUUUUAUUAAUACGCCCUGAAUAGGGAUGGGAACCAGUGUAACACUUCACGAAACUACCUGUGGGUGGUGCUUCAGACACCAAUAUGUUUCACGAAAUGGCGGACUUUAAUAUGCAAGAACCUUUUGUUCUAACCGAAGAUGAAAGGGUCAUGAGGCUUUAUGCAGUUAUUGUAUAAAACAAAUAAUGAAUGUUUCAAAUUUGUGCAGUGGUAAGAAUAAUUUCAUUCAGUGACAGGUAAAAAGUUCUAUUCCAUUCGGCUUCGCCUCGUAAUGUAGCACAUUUUGCCCGUCAACUCAUGAAAUUAUCUGUACCAUUGUGCUCAAACACAUUAUUUGUAUAAUGUAACAUAAAAGACCUGCAUGGAAGGACUCCAACUGGAAGGGUGUAUACAAUGAGAAAGUUCCUGAAGAAGCUCAUGGCCUGGUCAACUUAAAUUGGAGGGGGGGAAGAA